Agelaius phoeniceus (red-winged blackbird) is the source of this 1854-nucleotide messenger RNA. NCBI's taxonomy places the organism in Eukaryota, Metazoa, Chordata, Aves, Passeriformes, Icteridae. The record is from RefSeq and is a predicted model, not a curated record.
AUGAACUUCAACGUCUGGAACAUCAAGGAGAUGCUGAGCACACCGACAGCCCUCGGGCCCAAUAAGUUUUCAAUGAGGAGCAGCACUGCCAGUGACCACUCGAAUCUGAGUGAUUCUCAGCUGCUCUUUGGCUCCCAGUUCUGCCCGGAGAAUGCGCAGUCGGCAGCAGCACCACUGGAGCUGGGCACGCAGCUGGGACAGCAGAACUCCCAGGAUAGUGAGCCCAGUAUUUUUACAAAAUACCAGACAAAACCACAGUUAUUUGAUGAAGAAACAAGAGAAAAAGGUUCUCUUAAUUUUGGUGCAGGAAGACUAAAAAGUGUCUUGGAAAAUUUUGAAGCGAAUAAGAACAAAAUAAAGGACAAAUAUGACCGUGAAGUCCUAAGCACCUUUAUUUCCAGCAUCAAAGACAAGCUUCAAGAGCUGCCAGUGUGCUUCGAGAAGUUUGAAGAAAUGCUUGAUUCCAAACUCAAAUCCAGUUUGGUUGGCCUAGAACCCCUUUUCAAGACAUUGGAAGAUGCUCUUCAAAGUCACUGCAGCUUGGUGCUAAAAGCUUUGACAGAAAAAAGCCAAAUGGAGCAGGCACUGCUGGAGAUGGAGAGGAGACUUGCAGCCAAAGAUGCUGAGAUUUUGGAUAUGAAAUCCAGUAUGCAGCUGCUAAAGGAGGGUCUGGAGUCACUGCCAGCUCAGCUAAAUGACCAGUUCCUGAAAACGUGCAAAGAACUUGGCUUCCUGAAGCCGUGUAAUUCCUCAGCUGAGCAGCACAUGCUUUUGUCUAGUGCCAGCCUGCCCCUUCACACGACAGAUAAAUCUUUCCAGACCUCCCCUGGGCUGUGCCAGCACUGUGUCCUGAUGGGACAGCAACACAGAGCCUCCCCUGGAAGGAACCAGGUCACUGGAGAUGGCACAUCUAAGGGUGACCUAAACCCAGCCUCAGAAGACAAAGCCAGCCCCAUUGCUACAGCAGCCUGUGGCAGAGCAAACACCUUUUUGCAGGAGGUGAAAUGCAGCUUGGAGACACAGAGCUGUGCUGCACAUCCUUGCAUGUGCUGGGCUGGCGGACACUUUGUGGAGAGUAGUCAGAAGAAACAGUGUCCUGUACCACUGGAAGGGCCUCUACCAACCCCCCUGAGGAAGGCGUUCAGGAGAGGCACUCGAGGGUUUAAACCCCUGACACUAUCACAGCAGCAGCAGCCUCAAGCUUACCACCAUUCUACACAGAAAGCUACACCUGGGCAAAGACACAGCAGCUGGUCCACAAACCAUGAGGUGGAGAAGGCAGCUGUAGGGAACAAAACAAAACUGAGUCCAGGAAGGAUGUCCUGGAAAAAAGCAAUAAGGAGAAAGACAACGUACUCCAAUAAGGGGAAAGGCGAACGCUCUGAAUGUGCUGACAGUGGGCUGAAGCAGAGGAAGGCAACUGGGAUUAUUGACUUGGAAAGCUCCAGAAAAAAUACCCUUCACAGCUACUUGGUUGAUCUCAAUUCAGAAAACUCUGACCUGGUUUUUGCAGCUCCCCAUCAGCAGAUCCUCGGCAGUGCUCAGAUGGGGCUUACAAAGAAUUUCACACCAGUGCCACACUCUGAUAAAAGCCUGCAACAACCUGAAAGCAGAAGAAAGAGAAGUCUUGAAAUUAAAAAAACAAUUAAUGCUUCCAGUGUAAAAAGGUAUCUCUUGGAUUCCUCCCCCGAGGAGGAUGUACUUUCCCUGUGUAGCACAACAGGUGUAAAGCAAAUGAGCUACCUUAGCCUCCAAAGCCCCUCAAGCUCCAAGAAACCACAUCCUGUCAAUCCACUGGCUCAGCAGAAAACAGCUUGUUGCUCUUUACUGUUAGAUUGUGAUUCUUCUGAUUGA